Molecule: messenger RNA, 11621 nt
Organism: Lymnaea stagnalis (great pond snail)
Lineage: Eukaryota; Metazoa; Mollusca; Gastropoda; Lymnaeidae
Source: the annotation of a GenBank genome assembly
CGAUGCCAAAGUUUCAAGGCUUGAUCUGACACGGUUUAUCUGCUGACAUAAGACAAGCGUGAGGUAAGGACUUUGAGAAAACUUUUCUUGUUCAAAUGUUCAUAAGGUGAACACAAAGAAAAAAAUUAAAGAAAUUAAAUCUCAUUAAAUAAUAAUAAUAAUAAAGUUCAUUUCAAAAACACGCUUCAUCCUCAAAUGCUCGAAGCGCGGUACAAAGUUUUAAAAAAAAUAUUUAAAAAAUCUGUAAUUUACCACAUGUAAAACAGAACCAACACUACACAAACUAAUUCAUCAAUGUUUUUUUAGGACAUUAAUUUAAAUUUUAGAGCAUUUUAGUUCUAUUAUGUAAAUUAAAAUUUUAAAUGGCUUGUGGGGAUGGGGGGGGGGGUCUCAACGAUGAUGCACCAAUUAAGGAUGGGGGUAAAAGUCUUAAGACAAACACAAAAAGUUAUUCAAAUCUCGUUCUAUUCAAAUCUCGUUUUUUUCCCCGCCAGGAAAACAAAAAUAAGAUAAAACCGAAAAGUUGGAGAAAAAAAAAUCGUGUCUGCACUAAUCUGAUGCAAUGAUCUGGAUCGUGUCUGUUGUGGCCAUUGUGGUCACAACUUACAUCUUUGUUGACCGAGUUCUGAGAAGUCUUAAGGUCGGCAACUAUGAGGACAAGUACGUCCUCGUGACCGGAUGUGACUCGGGCUUCGGUCAAGAACUGGCCAAGUAAGUAACGAAGACCGGAACGGUCCAUACGAACAAACGAGUUGACGCAUCCGGCAGAAUAGAGAUCACAUGACCAUUAUUUAUGAAUAUAAAAAUAAAUAUAUAAAUCUGUAGAGACAAACUCUUUAUUCAUGGUCAUGGGUUCCUAUCCAGAGUCUUAUUCUCCAAAUCUGACCGGUCAACUAUCGUCUUCUCCAUCUGUCUAGUCGCUUACUUAUUUCUCUCCCGGAUAUAUUAAUUUAAUUUCCAUUUUUAUCUUUGUGGAAAAAGGUAUGGUUUAAAUGUAUACUUUUGUUAAAUACGUCACGAAAUUCAUUAAAACACAAAUCAUUUUUAAGUUAUAAAAAAAAAAAUCAUUUAAAAAUAAUAAAACCCACUUAGUGGAUUUAAACCCACCAUCGCUUCGUAGAAAGGUGGGCUCCUUAACUCAUGAACCACGGUGUUGUUUACAGAUUUUCAAUCUUAGUUAAGAAGUAUCCAAAGCGCGUUGCCCUUGACCUUCAUCAGCUGAUGGAUUUUUAGCAAUGGCGACGUUUGUAUUGUGACGUAAUAUAUUAUGCCAAAAUUUGCAGUGUAUAGAAUAGUGUCUUUGUAAUAUAAAAAGGGCUUUAACUGCAGUCUUUAAAAGCCACGCAUUUCCAGAGGUUGUCUAGCGUUAGCAUUAGUUCCAGACAAUUAGCGUCAAUUCUAUCGGAUCAUGCUGCGACAAAUUCGUGGCUUUGAUCAUACUGCGACAAAUUUGUAGCUUCAUCAUACUGCCACAAAUUCGUAGCUUUGAUCAUACUGCCACAAAUUCGUGGCUUUGAUCAUACUGCCACAAAUUCGUAGCUUUGAUCAUACUGCCACAAAUUCGUAGCUUUGAUCAUACUGCCACAAAUUCGAGCUUUGAUCGUACUACGACAUAGUGAGCUAUUUUUUUUUUUAUGAUAGAUUUAACGACCUUCCCAACAAUUACCCUCUCAUAGAGGAAUAUUUACCUUUCAAGUAGAACUAUUACCUUCUCAUGGGUUCCCUCAUUCGGAAUAUUAUCUUCAUGAGAACCGUAUCCUUUUGGUGAUCAACAAUUACCAUUUACAAAGUCCUAUUACCUUCUAGUGAUGAUUAUUUUAUAUUAGAAGUGUAAUCAAUCGAUAACAUUUCAUAAAGAUAAUUUUUCGCACGAAAGCUAUUACUUCCUCGAGUAGGACUUUAGCCUUCUCUUGUAGGUUUUUUACCUUUUCGUGAAGGACUUUAACCCAAUCUUGAGGACUUUUACUUCUCUUUUAGCAUUUUUACUUCUCAUGUAGGACAUAGAGCUUCUCUUGUAGGAAUUUCACCUCCUCUGCUAGUACGUUUACCUCCUUUUGGAGGACUUUCACCUCUAAUGGAGGACAUCUAAUCAUGAUUAUAAGAUCAGCUUUAACAGAUGUCAAGCUGUUGGGCUUCAGGGUCCACAGAACCCAAGUGGAUAAAGUGCUAAAUGUAGGCCUGGUACUUGUUGAAACGACCUAAAAUAUCAGUACAAAAAGGCGGACUUUCCCAAUGUUACAAAAUCAAUGGACAAAAAAUAUUUGAGACUUUUGCCACUGAGUUCGACAGAUCAAAAAUGUAGUUUAUUAUUAUUUUUGUUUAAGCACUUUACAAUUCAUUUGAAUUUAAUUAAAUAAAACUAGCGGCACGUCACAACGUGUCAAUGGUAGCUACGUCUAGCGGCACGUCACAACGUGUCAAUGGUAGCUACAUCUAGCGGCACGUCACAACGUGUCAAUGGUAGCUACAUCUCUGCUUGUUGGGGCGGUAAAAGUACAGGCUGUGUUGCUUUAAAUAGAAUGAGUAUCGCCCUCUAGGCAGAGAACGAUUUCUCAAGUGUCAAAUUCCGUUGAAUGCUUGUUGUAAAUGCAUCCAACUAUGCGCAUCCUAAUCCACCAUCAGCUUCAGCCAUCUAUAAAUGCCUCAAAAUGUGCGGGUCAUAAUCCACCAAUCAACGUCAUCCAUUUAGGGUUAUCCUGACAUAGCUAAAAUCAUUCAUGCAAAGAUAAAAAUUGUAUGCAAACAUAAUGUGCAGAGGACUUUUAGAUCUGAAAUUGUGGCUGGUCGCAAUUGAGGACGAAAAAAAAUAUAUAUGAGAGAUUGGUGUAAAUUGUACUUUAAGAUAUUUGGCUGAGCCAUUGGUGUCUAUUAGACUUUAAGAUAUAUUUAGCUGCGACAUUGGUGUCAAUGGGACUUAAAGAGAGUGUGGUAUGAUUUUGGUGUCAGUGGAACUUAAAGAGAUGGUGGUGAGACAUUGGUGUCUAAGGGACUUUAAGAGAUUUGGGGUGAGACAUUGGUGUCUAUGACACUUUAAGAGAUUGGGGUGAGACAUUUGUGUCAAUGAGACUUAACGAGGUUGGAGUGAGACAUUAACUUAAAGAGAUGGUGGUGAGACAUUGGUGUCAAAGGGACCUUAAGAGAUUGUGGUGAGACAUUGGUGUCAAAGGGACCCUAUGAGAUUUGGGCUGAGACAUUGGUAUCAAUGGAACCUUAAGAGAUUGUGGUGAGACAUAUGCAACAAUGAGACCUGAAGAUAUUUGGGUAAGACUUUUUUUGACAAGGAGAAAUUUAGAUGUUUUAGACAAAUAGAGCUUUUGAUAGACGCCACGUUUGACAGCUCAAAAAGUUUGGGGCCACUAAACCAGAUUCAUCGGACAGACUGAUAUGUAAGACCCAAUACACCACAUUGAAGGGGUAUCUUAAAAUUUACACAAAAAACGACUCCAUGAAAUGAUGAUGUAGUUCCAGUCUCGAAGUAGCGAAUCUACGUAAGCGUUGAUUAGGUUUUAGAUGUAAACAUAACUGAUUCACAGGGCGUAGAUUUCUUUAGCCUCGAACCCAGUCUUUUGGACUUUACAACUUUGCCCCAAGAUUUAACUAUAUGGAAACGCGGGCUAUAAGGUUUUCAAUCGUUAGAUACUCUGUUAGUCUGUUAUUGCGGGAGAUUUUACUCUGUUACGCUGGUAUUGCUGGAUAUUUUACUCUUUUACUCUGGUAUUGAUGGAUAUUUUUACUCUUUUAGUCUGGUACUGCUGGGGAUUUCACUUUGUUAGGCUGUUAUUGCUAGAAAUUUUACUCUGUUAGUCCGGUAUUGUUGGAUAUUUUACUUUGUUAGUCUGUUAUUGCUGGAGGUUUUACUCUGUUAGUCUGUUAUUGUUGGAUAUUUUACUCCUUUACUCUUGGUACUGCUGGAUAUUUCACUCUUUUAGUCUGGUAUUGCUGAAGGCAGGGUGGUGACAAGGAAAAGUUGCGCCCGGGGCGAAGUCUGAAAAUGGCGUCCACCAAUAUAUAGAAAAAGUUUCGCUCUGGCUGGAGCAUUUAAAUCUUAACUUUUACGGCCCAUUUCAUGUGUGAAGUGCAUGGCAUUCAUAGCGCCAUUCACCAUUAGUGUCUACCGAAAGACGAUUUUGUCAACGCUUAACACUGGCACCCAUGGAGAGUGCCCCCCCCAUUCGCCCACCCCUAUUUGCACUCCCCUGGCUGCAGAAUUUCUUUUUUAGUCUUAGUAUUGCUUGGGGUUUGAACUCCCGUCUAGAAGUAGGUCUCUGCCUUUGACCAUCCAUACACCUAGACCAGUGGUCGGCAAACUCAACAGCAAGAUGAUUACAUUUUUUCUUUUGAGCCCAAAUUUCUUUUCAAAACCUGUCAAGAACCAUUUUUUUCGGAGUCAAAACCGAUUUGUGGCCGACUGGCCGAGCCGCACUCAGGUUGUCAAAGGACCGCAUGCGGCUCGCGAUUUUCCCACCACUGACUUAGACUAUCGGAAAAAAUUCUUUUAAAAAAUUAGGGCCUUAUAAAAUGUAAGUAGGAGUUAGAAACAUUUAAUAAAAUAGCAUUUUUACAACCUUUACAGUAAACUGGAUCUGAAAUUAAACUAGACUCUAUAUUGUAUAUUGGAUGCGAAUGAACCAAAUACCAUUAUUAAUUAUUGCACACAGCCUUGGCCUCAAAGUCUUAUUCUGUUGGUCGCUAAUCUUAACACGCGAACAAGUUAAAAUAUGGCGUGUAUGGAGGAGGCAUGACACUUUCUUACCUGUAGCCUACUGAAGGGAGGAGGCAGGGCACUUUCUUACCUGUAGCCCACUGAAAGGAGGAGGCUGGGCACUUUCUUACCUGAAGCUGGGCACUUUCUUACCUGUAGCCUACGGAAGGGAGGAGGCAGGGCACUUUCUUACCUGUAGCCUACUGAAGGGAUGAGGCUGGGCACUUUCUUACCUGUAGCCUACUGAAGGGAGGAGGCAGGGCACUUCUUACCUGUAGCCUACUGAAGGGAGGAGGCAGGGCACUUUCUUACCUGUAGCCUACUGAAGGGUGUAGGCUGGGCACUUUCUUACCUGUAGCAUACUGAAGGGAGGAGGCUGGGCACUUUCUUACCUGUAGCCUAUUGAAGGGAGUAGGCUGGGCACUUUCUUACCUGUAGCCUACUAAAGUUCAUUCGAUCCUAAUAUAAUUGGUAAAAAAACAACAAUUAAAUGAGGGCCUUUCUGGAAGGUCAAUGGCCUUGAUGUCUGACAGUAGUAAGACAUUUCUUUACAAUGUAUUCGUCAAAGUCUGCUGUGAAUCGUAUACUAUUUUUCAAAUAAAAAUGAACUUGGCAUACAUGGUAAAAUAAUUUUAUUGUAAUACACAGAUGAUACAAUUUAUUAGUCUAAACACAAUCAAGUUAAUUACUGUAUGCUCUAUAACAUCUCCUCUCUUUUCAUUUUUUUUCUUCAGUCCUGUGUGUUUUUGAAAUGUAACAUUUAAUUUCACGAUCUAUUUAUAAUCACGUGGAAGACCAACCUUAUUGUAAAAAAAUAAAUAAUAAUAAGACAUUAUUAUUUACAAAAUACUUGUAGCGUAGUUAAAGAUAGGUAAUGGAUGGGCCUAAUUGAUCACUAUGUUAUUUGUACCAGGCAUCUUGAAUGUAUAGAAUAUAUUUUUAAAAUUUAAUAUAGUUCAACAAGUGGAUUUCUUAACCGCCUCAAAGAAUUGCCACAAAGACAAUCAUCAAGCAACAUUUUAAUGUGUGCCAUUGACUACGCUCUGGAAUACUAGUUAACGAACAUGACGGGAACGUCUCCCUUUAUAGUGGUAGAUAUAAUUUGUUACAGACAGCUGGACAUCCUUUAUAGUGGUAGAUUUAAUUUGUUACAGACAGCUGGACAUCCUUUAUAGUGGUAGAUUUACUUUGUUACAGACAGCUGGACAGCCUUUAUAGUGGUAGAUUUAAUUUGUUACAGACAGCUGGACAUCCUUUAUAGUGGUAGAUUUAAUUUGUUACAGACGGCUGUACAGCCUUUAUAGUGGUAAAUUUAAUUUGUUACAGACAGCUGGACAUCCUUUAUAGUGGUAAAUUUAAUUUGUUACAGACAGCUGGACAGCCUUUAUAGUGGUAGAUUUAAUUUGUUACAGACAGCUGAACAUCCUUUAUAGUGGUAAAUUUAAUUUGUUACAGACAGCUGAACAGCCUUUAUAGUGGUAGAUUUAAUUUGUUACAGACAGCUGGACAGCCUUUUUAGUAGUAGAUUUAAUUUGUUACAGACAGCUGAACAUCCUUUAUAGUGGUAGAUUUAAUUUGUUACAGACAGCUGAACAGCCUUUAUAGUGGUAGAUUUAAUUUGUUACAGACAGCUGGACAGCCUUUUUAGUAGUAGAUUUAAUUUGUUACAGACAGCUGGACAGCCUUUAUAGUGGUAGAUUUAAUUUGUUACAGACAGCUGGACAGCCUUUAUAGCGGUAGAUUUAAUUUGUUACAGAUAGCUGGACAGCCUUUAUAGUGGUAGAUUUAAUUUGUUACAGACAGCUGGACAGCCUUUAUAGUGGUAGAAUCAAUUUGUUACAGACAGCUGGACAGCCUUUUUAGUGGUAGAUUUAAUUUGUUACAGACCGCUGGACAGCCUUUAUAGUGGUAGAUUUAAUUUGUUACAGACAGCUGGACAGCCUUUAUAGUGGUAGAUUUAAUUUUUUACAGACAGCUGGACAGCCUUUAUAGUGGUAGAUUUAAUUUGUUACAGACAGCUGGACAGCCUUUUUAGUGGUAGAUUUAAUUUGUUACAGACAGCUGGACAGCCUUUAUAGUGGUAGAUUUAAUUUGUUACAGACAGCUGGACAUCCUUUAUAGUGGUAGAUUUAAUUUGUUACAGGCGCCUGGACAGCUUAGGUUUUCACGUGUUUGCUGGAUGUCUGACACAAGAUGGAAGGGAAUAUUUGGCCAAGAACUGCUCCAAACGUCUGGUCACCGUACAGCUUGAUGUCAGUAAAGCUGAGAGUGUUGAGGCGGCCUUGGAACUGGUCAAGCGGACGUUGCCUCAGAAUAGAGGUCGGCUAAGCAGCUCACACAUCCGAAUAGCAUUUAGUCAAAAUGGAACCGGAUACGCAUCGCCCCUAUUCGGACCCGGGUCCCAUUCGACCAAAUACUAUUCGGAUAUCAUUUGUGGUAGUUUAUUUUAGUUCAACUGAAGAAUUAAGUUUACAAACAUAUAGUCCAUUCAGUUAUCUUUCAUUUGAUACCAAAAUUUGUCUUACAACGUAACACUAACAAUAAUAUAUAUAUUUUAAAUUUUUAAUCCGAACCUCUCACUUCUUGGACCCGGGUCCGAAUAGCCUCCAAUAAAUAAGUUCAGGGGUUAGAAUAAAGAGUUUGCAAAUAAUUAAUUUAUGAGGAAAACAAACUGUUUUAUUUAAAAAUGUUUAGUGAACAUUUCGUUAACAUUAAUUAAAAUUCUUAUGUUGAAUAAAAUUACAUGUAUAUAUAUAUACAUAUUGUAUGGCAUCUUUCCGUCUGCGGGAGACGAUAGAUUAUCUUUAUUGCUUGCAGCUCUUGGUGUGGCUGGUGAGACCAAUCCUCGAAUGGCAGUCUCUGUUACAUUUCCCACACACGAAUGAGGUGGAGCAGUAUUUACCUGCCUUCCUCCUCGCUCUUUUUGCAGCUGUUUCCGCCUUGUUUUGCUCCUCGGCAUGUAGUGCUCCUGCCUUGACGAUGCCCCGCCAUGAGGAUCGAUCCUCUGCCAGCUGCUCCCAAUUUGAGAUGUCGAUGUUGGCCGACUUCAAGUCUCUUUUGCAUAUGUCUAAGCAUCUCAGACGAGGCCGUCCAACUGACCUUUUCACUGUCGCCAGCUCGCUGUAUAGCAAUUCCUUUGGUAUGCGACCAGGUUGCAAUUUCUUGACGUGUCCAAGCCAGCGGAGGCGUCUUUGGAUUAACAUGGCUGGGACGCUACACAUGUUUGUUUGGGACAGGACAUCCGUGUUGGGAACUUUGUCUUGCCAUUUAAUGUCAAGGAUGUGGCACAGACAUCUGAGGUGGAAGCCACUGAGCCUUCUUUCGUGGUUAGAGUAUGUGGUCCACGACUCACAUCCAUACAGAAGUGUGCUCAGUACGCAGGCCUGGUACACCUGCAGCUUAGUUCUUUUUGUGAGUCUGGCGUUUGACCAGACUCUUUUCUUAAGUCUGGCCAUAACAGUUGCGGCCUUCCCUAUCCUCCCACUUAUCUCAUCCUCCAUUGAGAGGGUGCUCGAUAUGUUGGAUCCCAGAUAUGUGAAACUGUCAACAGUAUCCAAGUCGUAGUCGUCGAUGGCGAUAGUGGGGAGGGAGUCAGCGCCCUGUGCCAUAAUGUUAGUUUUCUUUAGGCUAAUUGUCAGGCCAAACUCUUUGCAGGCAGUGGAUAGGCUGGAUACGAGGCUCUGCAGGCCGUCAGCUGUGUGAGAUACCAAAGCGGCAUCGUCCGCAAACAAGAACUCCCGCAGCAUGACCUUUCUUGUUUAAAACGUUAGCUCUAAGGCAGGCAAUGUUGAAUAAUUUGCCGUCAUCUCUAGUGUGGAUGUAUAUCCCCUCGCUGUUGUUCUGAAAGGCAUACUGGAGUAGGAUGGAGAAAAAGAUUGCAAAUAAAGUAGGAGCCAGCACGCAACCUUGCUUAACUCCACUACUCACUGGAAAAGCUUCUGAGGCGGCACCGUUAUAGCACACUGUGCCCUGCAUGUUUUCGUGGAACUGCUUGAUGAUGUUAAGCAGUCGUGUAGGGCAGCCUAUCUUUUUGAGGAUCUGAAACAGGCCGCUUCUGCUGACAAGAUCAAAAGCCUUAGUGAGGUCGACAAACGCAAUGUAUAAAGGCAUAUGUUGCUCCCUGCACUUCUCCUGCAGCUGGCGCAGAGAGAAGAUCAUGUCUAUGGUUGACCUACCGGCGCGAAAACCACAUUGCGAUUCUGGGAGUACACGCGAUGCUAGGGUCUGUAGGCGUGUUAAUGCAACUCGGGCGAAAGCCUUCCAACUAUGCUGUAUUACAGAUGUGAAAUUUAAUCUUUAAAAUUAUUUAUAUUCUUUUUUUUUUUUAUUUCACGAAAAUACAGUUCAGUGGCGUAAACAAAUAGGGCAUACGAUUGUUUUUUCCAUUUGCGCAAAUUACAGCUUAGAGACAGGAGAUUUUUUUAAUGAACUUUAGAAUGUCUCUUUAAACACCAAAAAAACAAAAAAACAACUGUUUCAGACGUGACAAUAUGUUAACAGAUGAGUCUUUAAAUAUUAAAGUUCAUUUUUUAAACGAUUUUCCGAUUACAUAGAUCAAGAGCAAUGCAUAUUUUGGGUAAAUUUUAAAUGAAGAUACUAAUAAAUUAAAACCCGUUAGUGUUAGAGAUAUAUGAAAUGAUACAUAUAUUUUUAAGCAUAUGUUUUUAUACUUUUUAGAAACAUGUUGUUGUUGUUCGGAGGCUUGAGCAAGGGGUUGUCAUGUCUAGAUUAUUUAGAAGAUACAAUUGACAAACCCCAAUGAUGUAAGAGACGUAAAUAUUAAUACAACAUUUUUCUUUAAAAAUUAACGUGAAUCUCCUUGAUUGUUUUCUAAAUAAACAUUUCAAGGGCGUUGAAAAUUGUCGUAUUUUUAAAUAUUUGUUUUGAAAAUGCAAUACAUUAAAAACCGGUUUCAGUAACAUACGUGGAAAAUUGGAUGUAAAGAUGUUAAAACGUCGCAAUAGCAGGUGGAAAGUAGCGAAAAAAUGCCUUCCUUUACGACGCCGAUAACACCGGGUCAUAUAUUCUAGUUCUGUACGAAUCUAACAUAAUUUUAAUAAUUUGUUGUUUACAAGUAAAUGUUUCAAAUUUGCAUGCUCUAUUACUUAUGACGCUUACAAUGGUUUCUAUGACAAAGUACGGAAUAAUGUAUACACAUUAUGGAUACUUGGUUUAGUGGUAAGUUAUAAAUAUAUGCACAUUAUGGACGCUGGUUUCAGUUGUAGGUUAGUAAUAUUUGUAAGCGCCACCGCUUUCCAUGUUGUUCUCUAGCCCACUACAAUAAAUACACGUCAUUUAUGUUCCUUGCCAGGACUUUGGGGAUUGGUGAACAAUGCCGGCAUAACUGGCAAUAUGUCGGUGAGUGAGUUGUGCACAAGGGAAGACUACGUCACUGCCCUGAACAUUAAUUUGCUUGGACUGAUUGAAAUGACGAGGACUUUCCUCCCCUUGAUCAGAGUAGCAAAGGGGAGGGUGAUCAACAUGGCCAGUAUUUGUGGCAGGAUCGCCAUCUUCGCUCCUCCUUACACAGUUUCCAAGUUUGGUGUUGAAGGUUAUACAGAUCUUCUCAGGUUAGUAGUAGGUGUUGAAGAUUGUUCACAUCUUCUCAGGCUAGUAGUAGGUGUUGAAGAUUGUACACAUCUUCUCAGGUUAGUGGUGGGUUUGAAGGUUGUACAGAUCUUCUCAGGUUAGUGGUGGAUGUUGAAGGUUGUACACAUCUUCUCAGGUUAGUGGUGGAUGUUGAAGGUUGUACACAUCUUCUCUUUUAGUGGUGGAUGUUGAAGGUUGUACAGAUCUCAGGUUAGUGGUGGGUUUGAAGGUUGUACAGAUCUUCUCAGGUUAGUGGUGGAUGUUGAAGGUUGUACACAUCUUCUCAGGUUAGUGGUGGAUGUUGAAGGUUGUACACAUCUUCUCUUUUAGUGGUGGAUGUUGAAGGUUGUACAGAUCUCAGGUUAGUGGUGGGUUUGAAGAUUGUACACAUCUUCUCAGGUUAGUGGUGGGUGUUGAAGAUUGUACACAUCUUCUCAGGCAAGUGGUAGGUGUUGAAGGGUCAUAGAGAUCUUAUUUGUGUCCACUAAAACACGUGUUGACUUUUGUCUCUAGACGAGAGCUGUAUUUGAGGGGUGUCAGUGUCAUCUUGUUAGAGCCAGGAGCAUUCAUGACCCCCAUCUUCAACGUGGAGAGACUCACUGAACAAGUGCGAGUCAGCUACAAUAAGGCCACCUCUGAAGUGAAGGACACUUACGGUGAUGUGCCAGCCAAAUGUAAGGGCCUGGGAUUCUCAGUUCAUCUAGUCAUGGGUUUUAUUUUCCUUGCAAAGAUUCAAUACUUUGUUAAUCACCGAGAACUUAUUGAAUUCCAUAACUGAAAGGUUAUCUUUCAUUGUAAAUGUUAAAGUUGUGUACACAAGAUCUUAUUGAUUUCCAUAACUGAAAGGUCAUCUUUCAUUGAAAAUGUUUAAGCUUUGUACAAAUGAUCUUUCUUUGUCUACAGUCAAACUGGGGAUAGAAAAGGUUAUAGAAUGUGGCUCAUCGGACACCAGCCUCGUUGUGAACUGCUACGUGCACGGACUAACCUCAAAAUAUCCUAGGACGAGGUACAUAGUUGGUCAUGACGCCUUAGUGACCUACCUUCCACUGUGUUAUUUGCCCACCAGAAUCAGUGAUUGGGUUCUGCGGUGCGUUUAAAAAGAUACAUUGUCAGCUGGAAUAAUUCAUUCGCCUAUGUUCUAAAACUAUUUAAAAACAAAUAUUCAAUUACAUUGAAACAAAGAUAUUUUUUUUUAAAUAUGCAGAAGAGUGUUACCAAAUAACAUAACCUAUUUAUAUUUCAAUACUAUAAUAUUGAUCUAUGUAGGUUUGCUUGAAACUCUCUAAAAAGUCCAAAUUAGGAUAAAGUAAGUAAAUAAAAACAUUCGACG